This is a messenger RNA of Trypanosoma rangeli, 477 nucleotides long. RefSeq lists its product as uncharacterized. The transcript has a single exon. The coding region runs from base 1 to 477 and encodes 158 amino acids. NCBI's taxonomy places the organism in Eukaryota, Euglenozoa, Kinetoplastea, Trypanosomatida, Trypanosomatidae. The record is from RefSeq and is a predicted model, not a curated record.
AUGCGUUGCCGUGACGGAGCCUUGCGGGGACGUGCGGCCUAUAAAAGAAAUGCAGAAGAUUGUGUGGGGCUUACUGGGUGGUGCGGUGGCCGCAGAGUGGGGCUGCCGCUUCUGCUCUUGCAGCGGGGAAUAUGCUGCCGCACUCUUUUUUUGUUGGUUGCGUCGGGGGCAAAUGUGCCGGCAUCUGACAAUCUGCGGGUUCCACCGCCACGACGACCGAAGGAGGCGGAGACGUCUGCGGCGGCCUUCGCAGGCUGUGCCCCGUGCGGCCCAGUCGUGUGGCAAACAGUUCCCUCGCGGAAUUCACGUGCACCGCACCACGUGCUGGGCGCGGCGUGUAUUUGCGUCGCAGGGGAGAAUGCGGCGUCCCUCCUUCUUGCGGGUGAACGAACAGGGGCGGGGUGCUCUGCUCCUUCGCACCUCGGAAAAAUUGCAGUGCAAAUUGUCACCGCGACGAGGCAGUCAAUUUCACUAUGA